AUGAAAGAUGCAGGUGGUUCUUACCCCAGGUGUGGGGGUCUGAAAGAUGCAGGUGGUUCUUACCCCAGGUGUGGGGGUCUGAAAGAUGCAGGUAGUUCUUACCCCAGAAACCUUAUCAUUAAGUGUGUCCCCGUCUGCAGAGGAGACGGCGUUUACCAGAGAGGGAUGGACUUUAUUUUGGAGAAACUGAACGGAGGAGAAUGGGUUCACAUUUUUCCUGAAGGGAAAGUCAACAUGACCCAGGAAUGUAUUCGGUUAAAGUGGGGUAUCGGUCGGCUGUUAGCUGAGUGCUCCUUGGAUCCGAUCGUCCUGCCGCUCUGGCAUGUGGGGUUGGGGGACGUUCUGCCGAAUGAGACGCCUUACGUCCCUCGGGCUGGAAAGAGAAUCACCGUCCUGGUGGGAAAACCGUUCACUGUUACCGAGCUUGUUGAAUCUCUCAGAGCCCAAAACAAGAGCCAGAUGGAGAUGAGGAAGACGUUGACUGAUCUGAUCCAGAGAGAGUUCUGGAGCCUCAAAGUCCAGGCCGAGGCGCUUCACAGACCGAUUCAGACCAGAUCCUGAUCCAGAUUAGAUCCUGAUCCAGACCAGAUUGAGUCCCAGCCGCCAUGCCUGACUUUGUGUGCGUGCGUGCGUGUGUGUGGUG
This is a messenger RNA of Etheostoma cragini (Arkansas darter), 643 nucleotides long. RefSeq names its product tafazzin (gene taz). The record is from RefSeq and is a predicted model, not a curated record. Gene Ontology annotation, cellular component: mitochondrial membrane. Gene Ontology annotation, biological process: cardiolipin acyl-chain remodeling; inner mitochondrial membrane organization. Lineage: Eukaryota; Metazoa; Chordata; Actinopteri; Perciformes; Percidae. The transcript is spliced from 8 exons. Gene Ontology annotation, molecular function: 1-acylglycerophosphocholine O-acyltransferase activity. Bases 1 to 561 code for a protein of 186 amino acids.